AUCCUAAAGUAUUAAUUUAUUUAUCAUAAGAACGUUCUAACACUAGUUAUAGUUUAGUCUGAGGUUUGACUGCUUUGACAUUUCACUAAUUAACGUUCUGAAUGAUCAUAGUUCAAAUGGCCAAUUAGAUUUUUUUUCCAAAAAUGUCUGUGUUAUUUCAAAAAGUUAUCAAUACAGGAAGACUUUGUUCAUACAGAAAUUUUAUAAAAUCUGUGUCCUCGUGCAGAUGUUUAGCCAUAAGAAAACUCUCAGAUGUUCCGCGAAAGUUUAUUAACUUUGAGGAGGUCGUGGCGGCACGGCGAGCAGAGGCACGGCGUAGUGUUGUAGUUCAAGUAAACUCAGAGGCAUCCUUUAGUGAACUACACUCAUAUUGUUCGAAAUAUGCAGAUGUCAAGGGAAUUCAUCACUAUCGGAACUCAAGUGGAGAGCACUUUAUGCUUAUAGAAUUUAGCACAGAAGAUAAUCUCAAAGAUGUACUACGGAGUUGUAGCUCACACCAAAAAGACAUUGAUGUUAUGUCCCUCCGGUCCCCAUUCCUCUGGUUCCGCGCUGCUCCCGGGAAAAAGGAGAAGACUGAGCCAUGUCUUAGUUCUCUUAAUACUAAGGAUGGGAGCUCAGACCUCAGUGAAGACACACUAUUUCAGGAGUUGAUGAGUGCACAAACAGUGUCUGAUCAGAUACAGCUUUUGUAUGAUAGGACUAUAUUGAAUGACCUUGGUGUUCGGUUACGAUUUAUAGUGGCUAGAGAGCUAGAGGUGAUGUUAGAGAGCUUGUAUGCAAAUAUUGAGGUCCAUCCCUUUGGAUCUUCCGUGAAUGGUUUCGGCCGGAUGGGUUGUGACCUGGAUCUAGUACUUACUAAUACACUAACUAAUGAUAUGAUGGAUCCAUCAAAGCGUCUAGUAUACCAAGAGAAGCGUAACGAAUCCCGCCCAGCAAGGCAGCUAGAGUUGCUAGCUGAGCUAUUGGACAUGCGCGCAGUGGGCGUAGCGCGCGUGCAGCGCAUAUUACACGCGCGCGUCCCCAUCGUCAAGUUUGCGCACCACAUCACCGACGUGGACUGCGACCUGUGCUACAGUAACAUGUCCGGAGUGUACAUGUCCGAGCUGCUGCACCUGCUGGGCUCGCUGGACGCGCGCGCGCGGCCGCUGACGCUGGCCGUGCGGCGCUGGGCCGCGGCCGCGCAGCUCACGGCGGCGGCGCCCGGCCGCUGGAUCACCAACUUCCCGCUCACGCUGCUCGUGCUGCACUUCCUGCAGCAGGCCAAGGUGCUGCCGAGCGUCAAGCUGCUUGUCAGCAAGGCUGAGAAAGAAGACAUCCGGAUAGCAGAAGACAACCUGAACUGCACGUUCCUCCGCGACGCGAACAAGCUCCCUCCCUCCAGCUACUCCCAGAACGACGCGCCGCUUGAAACUCUCCUUCUACAAUUCUUCGAAUUCUACGCGCAGUUCGACUUUGCUGACAAAGCUAUUUCUUUAAACGAGGGCGCUGCCGUCAGAAAACCGAACGCACUGCCGCUGUAUAUCGUGAAUCCUUUGGAGCAGGCAUUGAACGUGAGCAGAAACGUCAGCUACGAAGAAUGUGAACGCCUGAAAAUGGAAGUCCGCAACGCGGCCUGGCAGCUAGAAGCCGGCCUCGAAGGGGACAAAACAGACGACUGGGGCCUACUAGGUCUCAUAGAGAAGAAAUCCACCAGAGGCCUCAAGAAACUGCUCCGAGUAGGCAACUCACAACGACUAGUGUCAGUCAAGGACUUAUUUACUAACGAAGAAGACAACCAGCCCGUUGGUAAUGAUAUCAAAGAUAAGUUGGACAGACUGGCAAGUAAGGGAAGGAAUGAGAAAGUAGAUAAGAGUAACGUGAAGUUCAAGAACAGUCAAGUUGCUAGCCAAGUGUAUAGGAUACGGCGGGGUAAGUUGUUAUGAGAGUUUGAUGAUUAGUGGGUAGUUUCAAAGUGUUGGCUUCGUAUUCGCUUUAGAGAACGUUAAAUCGCGUUAAGGCAGGCGUGGCUCCGCAAGUACAUGCGGCCGGCACCAAUUUUGGUGUCUAGUAGUGGUUGCUGCGCAUCGCUACGGAACGGAUAAUUUUUGGUACAUAUUUGUAUAGCUAAAUUUGAUAAAUUUUGUAUUAGGUAAAUUACCUAUGUAUUUGACAUUUCCUGCAGUAAUGCAGUCGAAUGCAGCAUUAUUGCAGAACGACAAUACUGCCGACUGUAUUACUUCCGCAAAUGUCAAAAUCCUGGGAGCGACAUCAAUUUUGACAUUUUGCAACUAUAAGGCAGUAACAUCGCGCUGCAAUACUGCUGCCGACUGCGAUAUUACCGCCGACUGCAUUACUACCGCAAAUGACAAAACCUUGCAGCACCAUAUAUUUGGCCAUUUGCAAUAAUAAAGCAAUAAUAUCGCGCUGCCGUACUGCUGCCGACUGUAUUACUCCCGUAAAUGUCAAAAAUCUGGGCAGCAACAUCGAUUUUGAUUUUGCUACAGGAAUGCAAUACAAUCAUAUGCGUUGUUACUGCAGGAAAUUUCAAGUUUUUCGAAAGAGUUCGGUCCAAUCGGCAACGUUUAGGAACUUUCGGUAUACCUAAACAGGGGUUUUGUGAUACAGUGAACCUUCUGUACGUAGUACUACUAUUUAUUCUGUGGUUGAGGCAGUCUUCACAUUUGGCGGGUCCACACAGGACGAGCCGCCUCGUGAGGACAUUGCCGCGCGAAGCUCGGUCGGUGUAGACGCGCCUAUUGGAUGCGGAUCCACACACCGCUCCUGUGUGCGAGCGGGACAUCACUAUAUACUAACACUCUUUAACUGACAAUAAGGCUUACCAAAUGGCCAAUUAAGAGUGUGAAUGAAGAACAAGAAUGAAAAGCUUGAUUAUAUCACUAUUGUAUACAAUACUUUUUUUACGAGUCAUCUAAAAUAAUACUUUUCUUACUAUAAAACCUUAAUAAUUAAUGAAAAUUUAGUAGACAAAAAUUUAGUACAAAAUACAUUAACGCGUGGAAACAGCGCCCGCCCGUCCUCCGUUUAGCCUUUUCUAUGGGAGCGCGGCGGCACGUGGUUGGUCAAUUUUUUUAUAGUUGACUACAGCGUAUCGAAAAGAAUCUUAUAGUUGAGUUGGGAGCCGAUACAUGAAAAGUACGUAAUUAUGAUUUGCUAUACGAAAUCUUAAUUCAAGCAUUACAGUCGACGAGUAGAAAAACAAAUUAAGCCUUUCAUUUAUUCUAUUAAGGUUUACUUUGGAGUGUCAUUUGGCGUUAAAAAGCUUAAACUAGAAGUCAACGCUUUUAUAAUGGACUUGCAAAGUGUGAUGUGUGAUCGUUGAAAUUAUGUAUUAGAUUGACACAAAUUGGUUAAGUUUAGUAGUCGUCCCUUAAUGAGUAACAUUUGAUUUGAACAUUGUAUAUGAGAACCGAAUGCGGAUAUUAUAAAUAGGACGUGAUAGUUCAAAGGAGUUCAACUUAGGUUUUUAUUCGAUAGAAAUUGCGAAAAGUGGAAAGAAAUCAAUUUACCUUUAUUACUUGGAUCUGCACGCAGCUCCGGUGUGUGAGUGGGUCAUUACUACAUACCGCAUAACUGUCUCGCUCACACACCGGGAGCACCGAGCGCUGAUAAUCGCAUUAAGCACAUAAUAAACGGACAUGAUACAAACAGGUCUGUAAAUUGACAUUUAACAGUGUGAACAAUGUUAUGCUUAUAAGCAUUAUAUAAGUUGUGUAACUUAUACAAAAUUUAAAAUUAUAUUCUUCAAGUAGGCCUCAAGAGCUCUUAUUCUAUUAAACUGUAAGUUUCAAUAGCAGCACUAUUUGUUAAUAGGGGGUAUUACUGCAAUAUUCUGCCGCCAGAGUGCAUCGCUAGCACAUAUUGAUCUAAAUUCUAAACUUAUACAUACUACGCCUUAAACAGUUUUUUGAUAAGUUUUCAUUAUGACUUUAAUGCAUCGAGGCGGUUUACAGCUGUAGGUCCUCAGUUUGUGCUAGUAGCGCCCUCUACGCAUAGAGUUUUGCGUAAUAUUCCCUAUUGUACAUAUUUAAGUAAAAAAACUUUGUAAAAUAUGUUGUUACGUCUAGGCCGCCAUAUUUGGUUACCUUUUUUGCUACUUCUAUUGAAUACCAUUACAUGUUGAAUUUAUGAAGUUCAAUCUAUCUAUAACUUCUGCAUCUUUAGGUAUUUAAAUAAAACAAACAAUUAGCACAUUUUCGGGUAGUUAUAACAUUUAUUGGUUAACCAACCAAAUACAAAACCGCCUGGAUUUGUGACCGAACGUUCUGAUUUUAACCUACAUAAUUUGAUCAUGUAAUGUUUUCAUCUACCCUCAACUGCAUUAAAGAGACAUUUGAGGGUAGAUUUUGUUUCCUCUUAUCGAAAUACCUAAAGAUACAGAGUAUAAGAAUUGUUUUGACAUGUAAAUAAAAGUGGAUGUUACCGUU
This is a messenger RNA of Cydia pomonella (codling moth), 4424 nucleotides long. It is a transcript of the gene MTPAP, whose product is annotated as poly(A) RNA polymerase, mitochondrial. Bases 144 to 1922 code for a protein of 592 amino acids. NCBI's taxonomy places the organism in Eukaryota, Metazoa, Arthropoda, Insecta, Lepidoptera, Tortricidae. Gene Ontology annotation, molecular function: poly(A) RNA polymerase activity. Gene Ontology annotation, biological process: mitochondrial mRNA polyadenylation. The transcript has 8 exons. The record is from RefSeq and is a predicted model, not a curated record.